GAUCCCGACUGCUCACCACAACCACAUCCCCUCGCCCGAACGAGCUCUCCAGUUAUCUAAGAGCCGUAAUCAGACUCUGCAAAAUCCCUUGUGCAUGAAGUUGGUAGGACCGGUUUGGCUGGUGUGAGGUAUCAUCUUGGCAUGCAAGGCUAGUGCUGACCUGCCCCAGCUCUCCUUGGCUGUUUGUCAUAUAAAUUAAAAGUGUGGUGCGUUCAAUUUGGGUUGUUUCUGCAACUAUUGUGGCCUCUAACUGUAUACGCCGUUCCUGUCUCCCAAGCAGGGAGAUGCCAUCGUAUGGUUAGCUCACAUUUUAGAAGGUGGCUUGAGGGUCCAAGAUACUUAAGCAAAAGCGUGUUGCAUGGCAAGUGCCCUCUGGGAAUUGCCAGUGUCUAGCUUGGUUGGGGAGUUCAAGUGUGUGAAAGUAAGACUACAACUGACUCUGUGUGAGUCCAAAGAUGUAAGAGAGGCAGCCUUCUGUUAAAGCAGCAUGCAGACGGGAUCCUCCGAGAACUGUGCAGCAAGCUGAAGCAGAUUUGAAGUUAAAGGAGAUGGUAGGGCAUGUGAAAUACAGCAGAAGAGGACUAGGGUUAAAAGUUAGAAAACCAUUUCGGAGCAAAGCAAGGGAGGCAGAUUAGAUUAGAGGCGAGGCAGUGUUGGGUAGGUGUGCUGUAGUGGCUGCUUCACAGGAACAGGCCCGUGGCUUCAUUGGGAAAGUCUCGAUAAAAUGAAACUUAGAUGGCUGAGGUUUCUUAUCUACAAUCUGUGUGGACAGGUGCUAACCCCAACUGUGAGUUGAGUACAGGAGUAGCCUUGCUGCAGCAUAUCUGAUCAGGCUGUGCUGCCAGUCUGAGUCAAGGCAGAUAUACAUGGAGUCAGGUCUUGACCUGUUUCGUCGACAUUAGAAGGAAAAAGAAAGUCUGCAAAUGGUCAGAGGCAGGUUAAAAUUAUUAGACAGGCUUUUGUUAAGGAAGCAUGGAACAGCAGCCCACCAUGUCCGUCUACAGGCAAGUGGGGGGGAAAGCGACUGGAGAUUCUUUGUAGACCUUAAUGCUUGACUAGUGGUUCCAAUAGAAACAAUGACAUGUAUUUUACAGCCUGAUAUGGUUUUCUGGCCAAGAGUCAAAUAUGUAGAGUAUUUUAUAGAUUUAACACUGCUGAAGGAAAGAUCAAUUAAGGAAGCAUGUCAGAGAAAAAAAAUCCAAAUAUGCGGUUUGGUAGGUGAUGCUGGUCAAAGAGUAAGGGCAUACAUUAUCAUGUUAGGGCAAUGUAGAUUAGCUGACGCGGUUUUGCGUCUAGAUCAGUGACGUCACUUGGUUUUUCUGUUAAUGAGUUAAAACAGGAACUCAAAAUACUGAUUAACGCUACGGAGGAAACAAGAUUUUUAAUAUGGAUUAGGUGACGGGACAGGCAGUUGGGAAAAGACCGCUAGGUGAGCACUCUUCUCCCUUUUUUUUCUCCUGCUGGCAUGCGUGUUUUAUGGAAAUUAAGUAUUUAAGGUUAAGGCAAAAACUUGUCCGUUAUAGUAUUAUUUACCUGGUAAAGCAUUGGUAAGCAGUUGUUGAUCAGUUUUAAUGGGUUUAUUUAUUCUAGAGAUUUUAUUUUAGCGGGACGAAUUCCGUCAAGAAUGGGGGUGUCGACGUCAGACUCAUUGUUGAAACUUUUUCAGCGUAGUUGGCCUUAAUUUGAAUGAAGCACCAGUUUAUUGGUGGUGGGGUACCUGAUGACCUUGGUGAUUUUCCGGGUUACAGAUACUUAAGCAGAGUCGCGUCUUUUCUGUAAUGGAACACAGCAGUUGCAUCAAAGCAGGAGUUUUAGGUAGCGAAUAUUAAACCAGGCAUUUACAGCAUGUUAUGUAGUUAAAGGGGGUAGCAUUUACUGGUCCACAGUCAGACUGAACGCACACGCUCAUUCGCCGGGGAGACAUGGAUGUUUCUCAGCUGCACUGGAGUUCGCUGGAAUACAGCCUUCCAGACUUUGCCCACAGAUUUCAUAAUUUCCUGCCCUUGGUCGUCAAGGUGACUGCGGGCUUUCUGGGAAAGCAGGAGCUGGACAGCAUCAGCCGGGACAUGGUAAUACAGGUGCACUCCCUUCAGUCCCAGAAAAGGGCAGUCCUGGAAACGAAGUCUGGGAGAAUUCUCUCCGUCCCUGUGUCCAUCUCCUCCGUUUUAUUCUACGUUGUGAAGCAGAAUUGUCAGUGUGCAGAUGGACCACUCAGCCUUCAGGCAGUGCUGUCUUCCCACAGGCUGCCUGUUCUUGUCCAGCCUGUGACUCCCCUCAAGCUCCCUGCCUGUUUUGCGAGGUGCUACGGCAACCAGUUGGAGACACUGACCCUCUCAGUAACCUAUGAGGAAAAAUUCCUCCUAGGUCAUCCGCUGGACAUGGCAGGCUCCCUGCUGACACAGACCCCGCUGGUGCUGCCCAUGUACAUGAAGGAGGUGUUCGUCUCUCUACCAGAGCUGCUGAACCCCCAGCAGCAGAACCAGUUUUCUUCCAACUGCGUCGCACAGUCGUCUGUUAUAGCGAGUCUGAGCCACAAUCGUCACUUCAUCUUCCAAGAUAUAACCUUCCUGGAGAAGUCUCAGCUUAUCGAAAAUGGUGACAAAUAUACUGAAGUGGAGCCGAUUUAUAUGAGUCUGGAUGUGCAAGAGGGAAGCAUCGCCCUUUACCAACAUCUGGUGGAUUCCUCCCCAGUGCAGGAACCACCAAAGCCCCCUGUCCCUUUGCGUAGUGCAAAGCCCCCACAGUAGGCCGAGGGGCAUCGCUCUGAUGCCAGAGGGUACGCUGUGUGCCAGUCAAUGCCAGCCCCUUUACUGGCAUGCGAUGUUUCUGUUUUGCAUGUUCUUCUGAGAUGUACAUAUGUUCUUCUGAAAUGAGGAUAGUCUAAGAACUGAAAACUAUGAAAAUAUAAGCGGUUUAUUUUUUGUUUGAUUCAUCAUAUUGUUGCUGUUUAUUAUAUAUUGUUGCCUUACACCUGUGGGAUCAGGGUU
This is a messenger RNA of Paramormyrops kingsleyae, 2987 nucleotides long. RefSeq lists its product as uncharacterized. NCBI's taxonomy places the organism in Eukaryota, Metazoa, Chordata, Actinopteri, Osteoglossiformes, Mormyridae. The record is from RefSeq and is a predicted model, not a curated record.